CAAUGUUUUGAGUUUUCACUAUUGAUACAAUUGCUGUCUCAGAUAUUCUUUGUUUCCGUGUUCUUCAUAAGGGAGAAUGUGUAUCAAUCUUUGGACAGCCUCCGAACAAAUAACAUGAAUACUAGCUAGCUAUUAACGUUAAUGUAAAAAUAUGAGUCUGCAUGAAUCUGACAUCUUAAUUUAUUUAGUGGAUUUAAAAAACACUUUUUCUAACACUGUUCAGCAAGUCCUAAACCUCUGCAAUAUGCCCCAUCCUCUCUCGGCUCAGUGUAUGCAGAAUUCCCGGGUGAUGAUGUCUUGCUACAGUUUGUACGCCAGACAUGUGAUAACUGUUUCCUUUACUGGGCGUUACAGGUACAAACAUGUAUUUAAUAUGUUUCAGUUUUUUUUUGUAGAACCACCUGCAUCUGGACACGGACAUUUAUAAGAUACAUUUUUUCCCCCAGAAAUUGAACGAAGACCGUAUCGCCAAAAGCAGUUGAAAAAUCUAUGGCAGCGUUUGGUAUAAUCUAACCUGUAACGCCCAGUAAUGGAUACAUAGUUAUCACAUAUCUGGCGUACGAACUGUAACUAGAUGUUGUCUAGUGGUGUAAAUGCGUUAGUAGUGCCAUUCUAAAGUGAACCUCUUCAGCAGCUGCUGUUCAUGUUCAGCAAUUUGUCAAUUACCUGUCUUCCAAUUUAAAGUAGGCCAUUGUGACCUUCUUAAUAAUGGAGUGUUUACAUACACAAGUACUGUGGAUGAAUGCCUGGUUACCAGUUUGUUCCUUCAAAGUUACUAGCCUGACAAUCUAACUAUGCAAUCUACAGGUAGGCCUAGACAUACCAACACGUUCCUCUAAGACCAGUGUUUUAUUUUAUGCUAAAUCUAUCCAUUCAGAGCAUAUGUGAAGAGUCAAUGUAAGGGAAUACGUUUUUGUACAGUGGAACAUCCAGUUCUGCCAAGGUUUGCUGCAUCUGCUGAAUUUGAGCAGAGUUCCUUUAAGUGCAUGUCACUGAAACAGAGUUUGCCAAAUCUGAGUGAAUGGUAAAUUAAGCUGACGUGUCUUUGCAUGCAGCUAAGUUACAGCCAGCACUGUAUUCAGUUACCUUUGAUGAGAUGUUGCGGGAGAGGCUCUACUUUGUAACUCAAUCUGUGGUCAUUCCAGUUGCCUAGUAGCCACAUCUACCUAGAAUAUUCCAUGUUUGUCUGUAUAAGUUUUACUUGUUUUCAGUUUAGGUUACACACGGACGUGGCUUGAUUAAUAGGUGUCAAGGUAGUGGUUUCAUUGUGGUUGAGAUGCCAGCCUGUUUACGGUGGGUUUUGGGUUUCGGAUCAUCCAUUUUAUGAAUAGGACUAGCUGAGGAUAACAAACAACCGCUCUGAGCAUUUAAACCCAGGAAAAAUGCCCACCUUGGCUUUGUGUGCCGUGGAACCAUAGACAGAUCAGCAACACAUUCCUUGCAUAGUCUGUUGAGGUUAAGUCAAACCAGAGCUUUUCACAUUGUGAACAAAAUGUUUUGUUUGGACUUAAGGUCACUGAUAGCGAUAGGCCCAUAGCACUAGCCUCUGGUAUUAUUUUGCUACAAAGUUGAUACUUUGUUUAGGCCAACAUGUUGUGAUAUUGUUGAUCACAUUACCAGGCAAGGGGUUUGGGCUGCCGUGGGGAUGUUUGCCUGCUCAUAUCCAGGAGAUAUGGGAUUUAGCUAAACUGUCAGUUCCCAUAAGACAGCAUAGCUUAGUCAUCUGGAGCAUCGUGACCUCAACACUUGAAUCCCAGCCAGGUCCACGCAGCCAGCUACCUAAUGGAAAAGUGUGUGGGAGCAGAAAGAUCGAGGCAGUGACUGAGGAGGUGUCUAACUGAUCCAGUGCCAGCCCCCCUGAAGUAACACCAGACUGCCUUGAAGUGUUAAGAAAACCCACCAAGACACAGCCAUGUUGGAGGAGGACAUGGAAGUGGCCAUUAAGGUGGUGGUGGUGGGCAAUGGUGCGGUGGGGAAGUCCAGCAUGAUCCAGCGCUACUGCAAGGGCAUCUUCACCAAGGACUACAAGAAGACCAUCGGUGUGGACUUCCUGGAGAGGCAGAUACUAGUGAAUGAUGAAGAUGUGAGAUUGAUGUUGUGGGACACAGCAGGGCAGGAAGAGUUUGAUGCCAUCACCAAGGCCUACUACCGCGGUGCCCAGGCGUGUGUUCUGGUCUUCUCCACUACCGACAGGGAGUCGUUCGAGGCGGUCGGCAGCUGGUGGGAGAAGGUGGAGCUAGAGGUGGGAGACAUCCCCACUGUCCUAGUGCAGAACAAGAUUGACCUUCUGGAUGACACGAUGAUCAAAAAUGAGGAGGCAGAAGGUCUGGCCAAGAAGCUCAAGUUGAGGUUUUACAGAACCUCUGUAAAGGAGGACCUCAAUGUCAAUGAAGUUUUCAAAUACCUAGCAGAUAAGUAUCUGCAGCGACUCAAGCGGCAAACAGCAGAGGAGCCCGAGGCAGUGCAUACAGCAGGCAAUAAAAUUGGCGUUUUCAACACCACAAGUAGUAACCUAUCUAGUCAGAACUCCAGCAAUGGCCGAGAAAUCAUCAGCUUGCGGCCCAACAAACAGAGGACCAAGAAGAGCAAAAACCUCUUCAGUAGCUGCAGCCUUCUUUAGAAUCAAUCCAUUCCCUUCAAUACUGUACGUUUUGACUGCCAUAUGUGAGGGAAAGAGUCUUGAUUGAUGAAUGAUUGUGUAUUAUAGGGGUAGAUUCUUUCACAGACCAAAGUCUGCAUAGGAUACGGUAUGUUAUAUCAAUUUGAGCUCAACCUAGAUCUAAUCUGCACCUGCGCAUUGUGCCUAUCAUGACGUUGAGCAUCUUUCCAGAUCCAGUCCAGCCUUUGAUUCGCAUGGAUAGAUGUGAGAUCUAAAGCACCAGUAUGGUGAAAGUAACAAUAGUCCUCCUGGUGGCUGCAAUGGAUACCAAAACCUAUGUUGUAGCAUGAAUGGAAUUCUUGAAGCUUAUCUUUUGGGAAAUUGGGGUUGGGCGUUGCAGGGUUUUCCCCAUUUACACCCUUCAACAUGUUGUAGGGAAGGGUUACAUUCUAGUUCACUAACAAGACAUCUUUGUAUGUUCAUAUGUGAUUUUUACAGAUUACCAUUUGUGCAUUUGACUGUUCAUCUGUGCAAUAUGUUUAUUGUAAGAGAUAUACUGAUUAUUUUGUACCAUAUUUUGUUUAAAAUAUUAAUGGAAUAUGGUUCAAUCUAUGCUGUAUAUUGUGGAUAAAGACUUGGACAUAAUUGUUCAUUGUUUUCUGAAAGGUAUUUUUAUAUGAAUUUUAAGUGUUUAACAUGUUGGCAGAAAAUGAGUUGCCUAAAACUUAACAUAGUGCCAAAUAGUUUCUUAACUUCCUUUUAUUGUUGUAAGAAAUGUACAUAUUUUAAAGUGAGGUAGGAGUGAUUGGUAGUUGUAUGAGAAUACUGAAUUACAACAAAGACCAAUAGAAUGUGCUCUUAUAUUACCAAAUACAAUUUGAGAUUCGCACAAUAAGCUCUCUACUUGAGUCACAAAAUUAUAAAAUGUACUGAUCUUAUAGAAUGGAUGAGCCAGUGAGGAGUGUUUUGUUACACAGACAAUACCAAUCAAUAUAUCUCUCUUUAUCUGGUUAGCACACACAGGUGUUUCAUAGGAUACUAGAAAUCACAAUUGUUUACAUGUUACAUAUUGCAGCAUUUAAAUCAUAUGCAGUUGAAGUUGGACGUUUACAUAUGAAGUUGGAGUCAUUAAAACUCGUUUUUCAACCACUCCACAAAUUUCUUGUUAACAAACUAUAGUUUUGGCAAGUGGGUUAGGACAUCUACUUUGUGC
Molecule: messenger RNA, 3812 nt
Organism: Salvelinus namaycush (lake trout)
Lineage: Eukaryota; Metazoa; Chordata; Actinopteri; Salmoniformes; Salmonidae
Product: ras-related protein Rab-23-like
Exons: 7
Coding region: 1913-2620 (235 amino acids)
Molecular function (GO): GTP binding; GTPase activity
Source: RefSeq, a predicted model, not a curated record